ACGUCCUAACACAGCGCAUCCCUGGGUACGAGUGUAAUCACACACACUGAUGCCAGUGAUUAUAACAUGGUACGGAAACACAGGGAUUGUAUAAUAAGUAAUAGCAACCAUGAUUUUCAGAGGCUCAGUUGUGAAGUCAGUGUUCUAGGACAGGGUGUUGUGUAGUCUUGAGUCAAGGGGUCAUGUUGAUGUCGCAGACAAUUUGUUUUAAAAACAUUUUAGUUUUGUGAAACUUUUUUGUUUUUAUGAUGUCAACCUUCGUUAAAGGGACGCAUGACUGCCAGUUGUUCUGGAAUUCCCCACUUCUGAGUCUUGAAUUGUUGUUCACUGUUCUCCAAGAAGACACAUCGUCCAUUUUCGGUUUGGAUAGUUUGGUUGAGAAGGUGUCCGAAUGGAGUUGAUGGUAUCGGGUUUAGUCGUCACCCAUAGCGGGGGAAUGCGUGGUUCCGGCGGGGGGCUUCUAGCCAUGAUGGAGCCGAUUAAACCAAACUCACUGCAGGAACAAAAGGUUUUGAAAAGUGAAAUUAAAAGAGACAAGAACAGAGAGUCUUCAGCUCGGAGCAGACAGCGGAAGAAAGACGAAGAUGCACAUAACCAACAGGAGGUCAUUCGGCUACAAAUCGCAAACGAGGAACUUCGUAAAAGAGAAGAGAUGUUACUCCAAGAAGGUAGAGAUAUUCUCAGUCAAGUUGAUCCAUCCUAUUAUGAUAAUCCGAGAUGUUCCGGAUGUCCUGAGGAAGUUGUUGAAACGGAACCUUGUGAUGUUCCGUCACCUCCACAUCUAUCCACCCCUCAAACACCACCGGAUUUUAUGGAAUCCUCAUAAGAAAUAUUGAUGUACUGUAUUAAUACCACAUGAAAGACGACUCCGCGUUGGAAUAGACUCCACAAGGCUAUUACUUUACACCUCAUGAAAGACGACUUGAAGCAAGACUAUUUCAGGCGUUCAGGGUGAGCCGCCUAAUGGAGUUUAAGUGCGUGUCAUCUGCAUUGGGAUAGACUCCACUCAAAGCUGUUAGAAUUGAAUAGAAUAGAAUAAUGUUUUAUUGUCACUUGGGGAAAAAAAAUGGAUUACGUUAUUUUCAAGCCGGACUUUAUGGAACUAUAAUGGAGUUUGAGUACAUCCGCGUUGGGGUAAAGACUCCGCUCAAUGCUGUAACAGGGAUUCUGUCACUAUCAAGCUACAACAAGUUGCUUCCAAACGGAUAAAGAAAUUGACACUUUGGAUGGUGAACUUUAACUUUGCUUUUAAGAAGAAGGCCAGUACCUAUGUGUUCCUUGCUUUGUCCAUUGGUUGUUAGUCAAACCAGUCUUGGGAUUCGGUCAGGCGACAUUUAAAUCAUACAAGAAUUGUCCCGCCUACUGGCUAUUAUUUUAUUUAUGAUCAAAGAACAAUUGUGAGAGUGCGGUAACUUUAGUUAAUUUUUUGUUUACUCCACAACGAUUGCAUCAUUAACCGUUAGAUUGGUUUAUAAAUCCAGUUAAAACUACAUGUAACUGUAAAAAGUAAUGUCAUUACAAAAAAAUGGUUGCGUUUUUGACAUUAUCAGGAACGAGCAGUUAUGGAAGAAAAAAUGUAAACAAUCUGAGAAAUAUAUCUGACAGUAACGUUUCUCAAAUGCAAAUUUUGGGGUGAUAAAAACUAAAACCUUAUUCGGUUUUUUCCAGAAUACAUUUUCUUUAAAGUGAAAUAAUUUCAAAGUGAUUUAUACAAUGGAACCCCUGCAGGCUCUUAAAACCAAGUAAUUUUUAUUGCCAUUAAUGUUUAUAGAGUAAUCACCAAACGUGUACCUCCCCCUAAGUAUGGCAAGGAGUUGGAAGACCAUUUUUUUUUUUGGGGGGGGGGUGUUCCUCUAACACCACCAAAAGAUGUAUAAUUAUGAUCAAUCCAAAUUGAUAUUUGGGCAUUACAUUUUGUAUAAUGUAUAGGAAGAAACUACCUUGGUAUAGUUUUAUGUGUAAUGAGGAAUCUGUGCUAAUGGGAUUAUUAGUUUACUUUAGUUAUUAAUAAUGUGCUCUCGUGAGUGGGCAUCUGAGAAAAGCGCCCUCUAUGUAAAAGAUGGAUAAGGCUCAGUAUUUUGUUCCAUCCAUUGGUAUUGGUAAACUUUGACAAUAUUUUUGUCCAGAUGAGCAUGAAGUUUAAUUAAUGUACAGUGUAGAGUUUAAUAUUUAAGAAAUUGGUUGUAUAUAAAAGUAUGAAAAGAAAUAAAAACUGAGUAGUAAUGGGU
Molecule: messenger RNA, 2228 nt
Organism: Asterias rubens (European starfish)
Lineage: Eukaryota; Metazoa; Echinodermata; Asteroidea; Forcipulatida; Asteriidae
Product: CCAAT/enhancer-binding protein alpha-like
Exons: 4
Coding region: 392-826 (144 amino acids)
Biological process (GO): regulation of DNA-templated transcription
Molecular function (GO): DNA-binding transcription factor activity
Source: RefSeq, a predicted model, not a curated record